Colossoma macropomum (tambaqui) is the source of this 1583-nucleotide messenger RNA. RefSeq names its product CD209 antigen-like protein A. The coding region runs from base 236 to 739 and encodes 167 amino acids. The record is from RefSeq and is a predicted model, not a curated record. Lineage: Eukaryota; Metazoa; Chordata; Actinopteri; Characiformes; Serrasalmidae. Gene Ontology annotation, molecular function: signaling receptor activity. The transcript has 4 exons.
UAUACACAAUUACAGCUCUUUCAUGGGACAGCAGCAACAUGUAAAAGAGAACAUGAGGUCUGGACACUGCUCUUUUCACACUUUGACCAGAGGAAGCUACUGGAGUUUCGUCAUUUCCUGAACAGCAGACAAGCACUAAUAAUACUAAUGUGCAUAUGAAGUGCAGAUGAUUAUCAGUGUUUUCAGACAGAGACACAGUAAUUCAGCCUUUUAGUGAGUCUUUUACAGAUUAGAGAUGUCUCAGAUCAUUUAUGAUGUGAUCAGCAUUGAAGAGCUGAACAGAGGACAGCGAGAUGAGAUGGUGGUGGUUAUCUAUGAGAGUGUAGACACUGUUAGACGCCAUGACCCCAACACAGAGAUGGAGGACACCAACAGCAAGAGGAAACCAGAAAUUCACAACACAGGCUGGAGAUACUUCAACUUCAGUCUUUACUACAUCUCUACUGAGAAGAAGAGCUGGAGUGAGAGCAGACAGUACUGCAGAGAGAGAGGAGCAGACCUGGUGAUCAUAAACAGCAGAGAAGAACAGGAGUUCAUCAGUAAAGAAUUUGGUAGCACUGAAGCUUGGAUUGGUCUGACGGACAUGGAGAAAGAGGGGGUCUGGAAAUGGGUGGACAACUCAGCACUGACCACUGAGUUCUGGUGGAAGGGGGAACCCAAUGAUUAUGAAGGAAAGGAGGACUGUGCUGUAACUGGCUAUAAAGCUGAUGGAUCUGAAAGAUGUAUCAACCUGGGCUGAUUAUCCCUGUGAUCAUCCUGUAGUUGGAAUCUGUGAGAAAAAAAUAACUAAGAGUGAAUGAACUUUUAUUUUAUUCUUUUUAUUUUUAAAUAAUGGAAUAGAAUACUUGCUAUUCAUCAAUGUGUUUAUUGAUCAGUUCAACUAUUAAAACAUUAUAAUGAUUGGGAGAUGUGCUUGUGCUUGUUGUUUUCUGUUUAAUGAAUAAAAAGACAUUAGAUAAAAUAUUAUGGGUAAUUUAACUCAGAAACCCAAUUAAUAGGGGUCCAGAUAGGCUAACAUGACAGCACAGCACAGUAUGAUUACAAAUCUAUGAUCACACAUUUUGUUGUCUUGUUGUCUAAAAAAGUGAACCAUCCCACACCUGAGUACCUGUGCUGAGCUUCAACGUAUGGGCAGAGCUAGAAAUAGUGCAGACCACUGAUUGGUCAGAAACAGUGUUUGACACGGCUGUUGUCAUAACCAUUUUAGACAGUAAGAGUUUUCUGUCCAAGUAACACAACAGCUACCAAACACAUCGAGCAGCGUUUGAUUGAAGUCUAUUCUGCUUGUAAAGAGUAGUGAUGAUCCUCCACGAUCAUUUUUUCUAUUCAGUAUUCAGCAACACACAGCUCACCUGUCAGGUACUGCAUUGAAUAUGUAUGGAAAACUGACUAGCAUAGCCUUAGCAGCUUUAACCAGUGAGUCUAUGUCAGGGGUGCACAGCUCUGGUCCUGGAGGGCUGGUGUCCAGCAUGCUUUGGAGGUUUCCCUACUCAAACACACCCACUAAACCUUGCAAUUACAUUAAGUGUAAUCAGGUGUGUUUGAGCAGGUAAAACACCAAACAGUAUUGGACACCAGCCCUC